AUGCCUGGUGUUCCUCCCGACGCUCUUGAGCAGGUGAAGAAGGGCUUCAAGCGCUUCUUCAGCAGUCGCAAGAAGGCAACUAAGAAGCAACCCGCCCAGAACGCUGAACCUGCCCCUGCGGCGACCACAGCUGCCCCCGUCGCUGCUGCCCCCGUUGCCGCUGUGGCAAGUGAGACAGCUCCCGCGAAGCCCACCGCCCCCGCUGCCACCCCGGACUCUGCCCCCGAUGCUACUAAGGCACCUGAGGCACAGGACGCGACCCCUGCGGCCCCUGUCGCCCCUGGGAUGACCGCUACUGCCGGCCCCGUCGAGACUCAUUACGAGGCUGCCCCUGCUGCUGCUGAGCCUGCACCUGUUGCUAAGCCCGAGGAGCCUGCCACCAAGACAGAGGCUCCUGCUGCUGCGCCGGCGCCUGUCGCGCCUGCACCCGCUGUGCAGUCUGAGGCCCCUGCUACUAAGACUGAGGAGCCCGUUACCAAGACCGAGGCCCCUGCCGCUCAGCCCGAGGAGGCUGCUGUCAAGCCCGAGGAGCCUGUCGCUAAGACCGAGGCCCCUGCUACCGCGGAAUCCGCUGCUGCCCCUGUGGAACCUCCCAAGACCGCGAUGCUAGAUGCCCCCGCUAAAUAG
This is a messenger RNA of Penicillium concentricum, 627 nucleotides long. RefSeq lists its product as uncharacterized. NCBI's taxonomy places the organism in Eukaryota, Fungi, Ascomycota, Eurotiomycetes, Eurotiales, Aspergillaceae. The record is from RefSeq and is a predicted model, not a curated record. The transcript is spliced from 4 exons. The coding region runs from base 1 to 627 and encodes 208 amino acids.